AUUGGGUUGGGCGGGCGGACGAGGGCGCGCACGCCAGGCAACGAGGCGGCGUCCCCAAGGAAGGAAGGAAGCAAGGAGGACGCUUUCUCUCUCUCUCUCUCUCUCUCUCUCUCUCGCGCGCGCGAGGUGGCCUUGUGCUAGCACCUCCUUGUCCGCGCUUCAGAGGAGGAAGCGCCCGCCGGCUGUACAGAGGUGGAGGGGAGGGAGGCGCCGUGGGAGGGACCUGGGGCCUUGGAGGAGCCUGGCGGUCGCGUCGUGAAUCUGACCCCGAGCAGGAGCUCCUGGGGCGACGGAGGCCGGCCUUAACCGCGCGGCUGGCUCCGGGGCUGGCGGCGCCUAGCCCUCCGCCGCCAGGGGGACCUGCUGGGCGGGAAAGUGGCGGCGACAGCGGAACUGCUCCUGGCAGCGUUUCGGGCCUGUCCUCGGAAGCGGCGGCGGCGGCGGCGGUUGGCAGCGGUGCCUCUUCGCUUCCAGACAGAAGGCGGCGGCGGGAAACGGCUCCCGGGAUGCUUUCCUCCCUAGGAAGGGCGGGCUGACACCUGGGCCACUUUGCCGGAGUUCAGACCUGCCCUUCGCUCCGGGUUGAAGCCGGGAAGAACUUUUCACGCUUACUGGUUGGCUGGCCAGUCCCUCGUACUCUCCUUUCUGCUCCUGAAGUCGCAGCCUUCCUCGGGGCCGACCCCGAGUUGGAGUGGAAGAAGAGAGCGCAGGGCACCGCGGGAGAAUGAGGACUUGAACUCGCCUCUCCAGCCCACCGGCAACGCGGGACGGUUGCUUCACAGCGCAACAUUUUGAGGCUAAACAUGCCCAGCUCUUUCAGCCGCUCUUCAUAGGGCAUGGUGUCCAGAUCUUUUAUAAUUUUAGUCACCCUCCUCUGGACACCUUCCAGCCUGUCAAUAUCUCUUUUGAACUGUGGUGUCCAGAAUUGGACACAGUAUUCCAGAUAAAGAAUAUAAUCUUUGAAAUGGAAUUACACCCAUGUCAUUCAGUCAAAUACAAAAAUUAGUGUAUCCUGGAGGCAAAGUGCCAUGAGAAAAUUUGCAUAUUGCAAGGUGGUCCUUGCCACCUCAUUGGUUUGGGUCCUUUUGGAUAUGUUUUUGUUACUUUACUUCAGUGAAUGCAACAAAUGUGAUGAGAAAAAAGAACGAGGUCUUCCACCUGGGGAUGUUCCAGAACUGGUGCAGAAACCUCAUGAAGGCCCAGGAGAGAUGGGGAAACCAGUUGUAAUUCCUAAGGAGGACCAAGAAAAAAUGAAGGAAAUGUUUAAAAUAAACCAGUUUAAUUUAAUGGCAAGUGAAAUGAUAGCACUCAACAGAUCUUUACCUGAUGUCAGAUUGGAAGGGUGUAAGACAAAGGUGUAUCCAGAUAACCUUCCUACAACAAGUGUUGUCAUUGUCUUCCAUAAUGAAGCUUGGAGUACUCUUUUACGAACUGUUCAUAGUGUCAUAAACCGGUCACCCAGGCACAUGCUGGAAGAAAUCAUUUUAGUUGACGAUGCUAGUGAAAGAGACUUCUUGAAGAGACUCUUGGAGAACUAUGUGAAAAAGUUACAAAUACCAGUCCACGUGAUUCGAAUGGAGCAGCGUUCUGGACUAAUCAGAGCCAGAUUGAAAGGAGCUGCUGCUUCUAAGGGCCAAGUCAUUACCUUUUUAGAUGCUCAUUGUGAAUGCACAGUAGGAUGGCUCGAGCCUCUGUUAGCACGCAUAAAAGCUGACAGGAGAACAGUGGUUUGUCCUAUCAUUGAUGUCAUCAGUGAUGAUACCUUUGAAUAUAUGGCAGGUUCUGAUAUGACGUAUGGUGGAUUUAACUGGAAGUUGAAUUUCCGAUGGUAUCCUGUCCCUCAAAGAGAAAUGGAUCGAAGGAAAGGUGACAGAACUCUUCCAGUCAGGACACCCACAAUGGCAGGAGGCCUUUUUUCUAUAGACCGAGACUAUUUUCAAAAAAUUGGGACAUAUGAUGCUGGCAUGGAUAUAUGGGGAGGAGAAAACCUUGAAAUUUCAUUCAGGAUUUGGCAGUGUGGUGGAACUUUGGAAAUUGUGACUUGUUCACAUGUUGGACAUGUUUUUCGAAAAGCCACUCCUUAUACUUUCCCAGGAGGCACAGGACAGAUUAUAAAUAAAAAUAAUAGACGACUUGCUGAGGUUUGGAUGGAUGAGUUCAAGAAUUUCUUCUACAUAAUUUCCCCAGGCGUUACAAAAGUAGAUUAUGGAGACAUAUCCUCACGACUUGGUCUGAGACACAAACUACAGUGCAAACCUUUUUCCUGGUACCUAGAGAAUGUUUAUCCUGAUUCGCAAAUACCACGUCACUAUUUCUCUUUAGGAGAGAUAAGAAAUGUGGAAACAAAUCAAUGUCUAGAUAACAUGGCAAGAAAAGAAAAUGAAAAAGUUGGAAUAUUUAACUGCCAUGGAAUGGGUGGUAAUCAGGUUUUCUCAUAUACAGCCAACAAAGAAAUUCGAACAGAUGAUUUGUGCUUAGAUGUCUCUAAGCUCAAUGGUCCUGUCACAAUGCUUAAGUGCCACCACUUAAAAGGCAAUCAGCUUUGGGAAUAUGAUCCCGUGAAAUUGACCCUGUUGCAUGUGAACAGCAACCAGUGCCUGGAUAAAGCCACUGAAGAAGACAGCCAGGUACCCAGCAUCAAAGACUGCAAUGGCAACCGUUCUCAGCAGUGGCUUCUUCGCAAUGUCACCCUUCCAGAAAUAUUCUGAAAAAUUUCUAAGAGGAGAAUUGACUGGACUACCUCAGCAAGUACAUCUGCUACAUUCCUAUGUAGCUCAAGAAAAUGCUGCAAGGUUUCAUAGGGUUUUUUUUUAAUCCUGUGGAGCAGAAUCUUCUUAAUUUUCAAGAGCUGACAGCUACCAUCCUGGUGUUAAUGUUUGUGGAACUAACUAUAUGAGUACUUGUGAACCUGUACACAACUGCUGUUUACAAGAUAUUUCUUCAAAGAAUCACUUUAUAGAACACUUAAUCGGUGAAAAGAUAAUCAAGGAUAAACACUCCCAAAAGAGUGGCACAAUCUAGUUUGCUUUUACAUCGGUAGCCUGGUUCCAAGGGUGCUGUCAUAAAGAUUCUCAAGAUUUUUUUUUGGUAAGAUUCAGUGGUAAGAAUGGUAGAAUUUGCAAAUACGAUAUGGACCAGAUUCAGUAUCAGAAGAGAACAAAUCAGUGAAGCAAGAAAUGUGAAAAACAUGGUUGAGACGCAAGAGACCAGAACUAUAAGAAGUACAAUGUGUACAAUAUCAAAUUUAUAUGUAGAUUUUUUUUACCUCUGAAAAAUCUCCAAGUGGAAGAACAACAUUCUGUUCAGUUGUGUGUUAGUCAUUAAUAUAUUUUUCCUCCCUUAAUUGUUCUGAAUUUUGAGAGGGCAAAACCAAAACUGAACAUAGAAAAUUGGAUCUUUGAAUGUGAGUUCAUUAAAAAAAACUAUUUUGGCUUGUAGGCUGAUGAAACUGUUACAACAUUUUAAAUUACCUGACAACGAGGUUUCUGUAUCCUUUGUGUUUUGCUACUUCAGUUGAAUUUGAGUCAGCCAGCUUUUGACUGUCCAUCACCUCUCUUAAAAAUUUGUUAGUGCAUCUUCAAUUUGUUAACUUCACUGAUUAUGCUUAAUGUCCAGGUGUCUUACUACUGUACUACCAAUUUUGUUUCAGAGCAAUAAAUCUUUCAUUCUUUGAUUUCA
Molecule: messenger RNA, 3678 nt
Organism: Anolis sagrei ordinatus
Lineage: Eukaryota; Metazoa; Chordata; Lepidosauria; Squamata; Anolidae
Gene: GALNT1
Product: polypeptide N-acetylgalactosaminyltransferase 1
Biological process (GO): protein O-linked glycosylation
Cellular component (GO): Golgi apparatus
Molecular function (GO): polypeptide N-acetylgalactosaminyltransferase activity
Source: RefSeq, a predicted model, not a curated record